This is a messenger RNA of Funneliformis geosporum, 219 nucleotides long. NCBI's taxonomy places the organism in Eukaryota, Fungi, Glomeromycota, Glomeromycetes, Glomerales, Glomeraceae. The record is from the annotation of a GenBank genome assembly.
AAGACAGCCCAUGAUAAACAAAUGGUUAAGCCAAAAUCAUUUGACAUUGGACAAAAAGUUUUGUACUAUGAUGCCGCCAAAAUGAAUCAAUUUUCAGGAAAAUUGGAACCAAAAUGGAAAGGACCGUAUAGGAUUCACGAAAUCUUAAUAAACAGAUCUUACAAAAUAAGGGAAAUAGAUGGACGAUUACUAGCCAGACCUGUAAAUGGCGAUCUUUAA